This is a messenger RNA of Solanum verrucosum, 2025 nucleotides long. Its product is annotated as alpha-glucosidase-like. Gene Ontology annotation, molecular function: hydrolase activity, hydrolyzing O-glycosyl compounds. The record is from RefSeq and is a predicted model, not a curated record. Gene Ontology annotation, biological process: carbohydrate metabolic process. The transcript is spliced from 4 exons. Lineage: Eukaryota; Viridiplantae; Streptophyta; Magnoliopsida; Solanales; Solanaceae. The coding region runs from base 151 to 2025 and encodes 624 amino acids.
UCCAUAGAUCAAGAAAAAUGAAAGCAACACAAUUUCCAUCUUUACACAGAAACACCUUUUUAAUCUUCUUUUUGAUCCAUUUAUCAAUAUUUUCACCCUAUUCUGCCAUAUCCAUUAAACAGAAAGAAGCUCAGCAGCAAGUAAUUGGCUAUGGUUACUCAAUCAAAUCUGUGGCUACCACUGGAAAUUCACUUUUUGCUAAUCUUCAACUCAUCAACAAUUCUUCUGUUUUUGGGACUGAUAUUCACAAUCUUAUCCUCAUUGCCAGGAUUUCACCAAUGCCGGUGGGGUUACAAGAAUAUUGAUGAUGUUGAACUGGUAGUGGAUAGUUAUGCAAAGGCUAGGAUACCGCUGGAGGUUAUGUGGACUGAUAUUGAUUACAUGGAUGGUUUUAAGGACUUCACACUCGAUCCAGUUAACUUCCCAUUGGAACGGGUGAAAUCGUUUCUCAGGAAGCUUCACCAGAGUGAUCAGAAAUAUGUACUAAUAGUAGAUCCAGGAAUUAGUAUCAACAAUACAUAUGACACCUAUAGGAGAGGCAUGGAAGCAGAUGUCUUCAUAAAACGCGAUAAUAUGCCCUACCAAGGGGUUGUUUGGCCAGGGAAUGUUUAUUAUCCUGAUUUUCUAAACCCAGCUACUGAAAAUUUUUGGAGAAAUGAAAUUGAGAAGUUCCAGGAUCUCGUACCUUUUGAUGGCCUGUGGCUUGACAUGAAUGAAUUGUCGAACUUCAUAACUUCCCCUCCUACACCAUCAUCUUCCUUUGAUGACCCUCCCUACAAGAUAAACAACUCUGGCGAUCACUUGCCCAUCAAUUAUAGAACAGUUCCAGCCACUUCUACACAUUUUGGUAAUACAAUGGAGUAUAAUGUCCAUAACCUUUAUGGAUUACUUGAAUCUAGAGCCACUUAUAGUGUGUUGGUUAAUGUCACUGGUAAAAGGCCAUUCAUUCUUGCAAGAUCAACUUUUCUUGGCUCUGGCAGAUACACGUCACAUUGGACUGGAGACAAUGCUGCUACCUGGAACGAUUUGGCAUACUCCAUUCCUACUAUCUUGAACUUCGGAUUGUUUGGAAUUCCAAUGGUUGGAGCUGAUAUAUGUGGUUUUUCAAGUAAUACUACUGAAGAGCUUUGCUGCCGCUGGAUCCAGCUUGGAGCAUUCUAUCCAUUUGCAAGAGACCACUCUGCUAAGGACACAACCCCCCAAGAGCUCUAUAGUUGGGAUUCAGUUGCUGCAGCAGCCAAGAAAGUCCUUGGGCUCCGAUAUCAGUUACUUCCAUACUUUUAUAUGCUUAUGAACAAGGCACAUACAAAAGGGACUCCAAUUGCACGACCCCUCUUCUUCUCUUUCCCUCAAGAUGCCAAGACAUUUGAUAUCAGCACACAGUUCCUUCUCGGUAAAGGUGUCAUGAUCUCACCUGUACUUAAGCAAGGAGCAACCUCUGUUGAUGCAUAUUUCCCUGCUGGAAACUGGUUUGACCUCUUCAAUUACUCUCGCUCCUUGAGUUUGAAUCAAGGAACGUAUAUGACACUUGACGCACCACCAGAUCAUAUAAAUGUACAUGUUCGUGAAGGGAACAUAUUGGUCAUGCAAGGGGAAGCAAUGACAACACAAGCUGCUCAGAGGACUGCAUUCAAACUCCUUGUCGUGCUGAGCAGCAGCGAAAACAGUACAGGAGAACUAUUUGUGGACGAUGACGAUGAGGUGCAGAUGGGAAGAGAGGGAGGGAGGUGGACGUUAGUUAAGUUUAACAGCAAUAUCAUUGGCAACAAAAUUGUGGUUAAAUCAGAGGUUGUGAAUGGACGAUAUGCGCUGGAUCAAGGAUUGGUCCUUGAAAAGGUGACAUUAUUGGGAUUGGAAAAUGUGAGAGGAUUGAAGAGCUAUGAGCUUGUUGGAUCACACCAGCAAGGGAACACAACAAUGAAGGAAAGUCUUAAGCAGAGUGGACAGUUUGUUACUAUGGAAAUCUCAGGGAUGUCAAUAUUGAUAGGGAAAGAGUUCAAAUUGGAGCUAUACAUCAUUACUUAA